Parnassius mnemosyne (clouded apollo) is the source of this 1116-nucleotide messenger RNA. The record is from the annotation of a GenBank genome assembly. NCBI's taxonomy places the organism in Eukaryota, Metazoa, Arthropoda, Insecta, Lepidoptera, Papilionidae.
AUGGAUAAUAAUCAAGAAUAUUUCAUGAGUUACGAAGACUUAGAGAUCCACAGGCUUAUGCUUGAAGAUGCGUCACGAACAGAAAUGUAUAGAAAAGUAAUAUACGAUAAUAGAAAAUAUUUCAAUAACAAAGUCAUUAUGGAUGUUGGAUGCGGUACUGGAAUUUUAUCUUUAUUUUGCGCUCAAGCUGGAGCAAAAAAAGUUUAUGCUGUUGAAGCAAGUAAUAUUGCUAAUAUAGCUAAAGAAAUUGUUAAAGAAAAUAAUUUUGUGGACAUAAUUGAGGUUAUACACAGUAAAGUGGAAGAUGUUGUUUUACCUAAUAAUACCAAGGUAGAUGCAAUUGUAUCAGAAUGGAUGGGGUUCUAUCUUCUUCAUGAAGGUAUGUUGGACUCAGUGUUAGCAGCCAGAGACAAGUUUCUUAAAAAAGAUGGUGAAAUGUUUCCAGAGAGUGCUGCCAUUUAUGUUGCACCAUGUAGUGUUCCAUCCUUAUACCAAAAGUGGAAUAACUUUAAUGGAAUAUCAAUGUCUACAUUUGCUAAGUACUUAAGAAUGGGAAAGAACAAUAAGCCUGAGAUAAUGCAAGUACAGUCGGAAGAUUUAUUAGGACCUGAUGUUUCCAUAUGCUGGAUAAAUCUAAAGGAAGAUAAAAUAUCAGAUUUGGAUUCAUUCAGUAUUAAACAAGUAACAGGUGUAAGUAAAAAUGGAAAAUAUCAAGGAUUAUGUCUAUGGUUUGAUUGCCAUUUUCCUGUGAUUUGUAAAGAUGAUACACAGGUUAUAUUGAGUACAAGUCCUCGGAGUCCAGUUACUCAUUGGAAACAAACUGUUAUAUUAUUACCUGAAGAACAGGAAGUAGAAGAAGGAGAACCAUUAGCAUUUCAGCUGGAUAUGACCAGAGAUAAAAUGAAUAGUAGGAGGUACAAUCUCCAAGUUUCAUUAUUAGAUCCAGAAACAGUGGAACACCCAAUCCCAUGUUCAUGUCAUAUGACAAAGUGUAUUUUAAUCAAAACACUUGUAGUUCAACAAGCUGAACAAACUAUGAAUGAAAUAAAAAAUAAAGAUCAGAGUGAUAUAUUACAAGAGGAAGAUAUAGAUGAUGAUGAAGAAAUGAAAUCUUAG